Neopsephotus bourkii (Bourke's parrot) is the source of this 1460-nucleotide messenger RNA. RefSeq names its product 2-oxoglutarate receptor 1-like. Gene Ontology annotation, biological process: G protein-coupled receptor signaling pathway. Gene Ontology annotation, molecular function: G protein-coupled receptor activity. Gene Ontology annotation, cellular component: plasma membrane. The coding region runs from base 421 to 1392 and encodes 323 amino acids. The record is from RefSeq and is a predicted model, not a curated record. Lineage: Eukaryota; Metazoa; Chordata; Aves; Psittaciformes; Psittacidae. The transcript has a single exon.
AGAUAAGAUAUGGGUACAGUUCUACUACUGUCUAAAAAGCUAAGACUAAUUCGCAGUCUUGCAAAAUCUUGCCCAAAAUCUCUCUAGGUCUAUAAAUAUGUGCUUUCUACUCCUGCAGAUUUCCAGAUAAGCAGUAAUUGUCUUCUUCAAGGUAGGAGUUUAAAUAAAUCAAGAGAAGAAAAAUAAUUAUCAAAAUAAAAAAUAAAGGAGAGAGGAGGGUGAAGUUAAACUUUUCAGUGGGGUUACCUAGGUCAGACCUGGGUAUGCUGGCAAAUCCCCAUUUUUACUCUAUUAUGCCUUGUCAAACAUAUACAUUUGCUCCAGCAGCAAAUGAUGUAACUGAAUGCAUUUGUCCCAACAAAUCAAUUAAAACUAAACACCUGAUUUUUUUUGUAAAGCUUUAAGAAGAUCUCUGCAAACAUGGCAUCUGAAAGCACCAGCAAUUUUACUACUCAAUCAGGCCACACAGACCCAUUUACAACCUGCAAGAAUGAAGAUUUCUCAGAAGGGAAAUACUAUCUCACUGUCUUUUACAGCCUAAUCUUUGUACUGUGCUUCCCGGCGAACAUCGUCACAAUUUUUGUUUACUUUGCCAAGAUGAGGCCCUGGAAAAGCAGCACCAUCAUUAUGUUCAACCUGGCUAUCACUGACUUACUAUAUUUAGCCACACUUCCUUUCUUUAUACACUACUCUGUUAAUGGAAAUAACUGGAUUUUUGGAGACUUCAUGUGCAAGUUUAUUCACUUUGGUUUCAACUUCAACAUGUACAGUGGUAUUAUCUUCCUUAGCUGCUUCAGCAUCUUACGCUUUUUCGUAGUUGUCUACCCAAUUAAAUUCUUUUUUGUUAAAAAACGGAGAUGGGCAGUGGUGACUUCCGUAGUUGUUUGGAUGAUUUCCCUGGCCACCAUCAGCCCCUUGGGCAUCUUGAUUGCCACAAGGCAUGCGCAGAACAAGACAAUCUGUCCUGACCUCUCUGCUGCUGCGGAUCUUCAAACUAGUCGAUGGUAUAACUGGCUGCUGAUGUUUGCCUUCCUAUUGCCCUUGCUUACUGUGACUCUGUGUUACACGCUCAUUAUUUACACCUUAGCCACUGGGCCACACACACAGGCUUUCUACAAACAGAAGGCUCGCAGACUUGCCAUUGUCAUCUUAGUGCUCUUCUAUGCAUGCUUCCUCCCCUUCCACGUCUUUCGAGGAAUUCGCCUGGAGGUCCGAGCACGACCGGUUAGCUGCCACUUGAAUAACUUGAUCCAUGAUAUGUAUAAUAUUGUUAAACCUUUAGCAGCAUUAAACACCAUUGCAAACUUACUGCUCUACGUAGUGACAGUAGACAACUUCCAGAAAGCAGUCCUCUCCCUCCUCAAGUUACUGAGAAACAGGUAUUUGAAGUAGAACAGAUUGAUGCCAUAAAAGUUACGGAGGAAGUGUCCAAACCUGCCCUCAACUAGCCAGGUACAACC